Messenger RNA from Aphanomyces astaci, 488 nucleotides. RefSeq lists its product as hypothetical. Gene Ontology annotation, biological process: transcription by RNA polymerase III. The coding region runs from base 7 to 468 and encodes 153 amino acids. Lineage: Eukaryota; Oomycota; Saprolegniomycetes; Saprolegniales; Verrucalvaceae. The record is from RefSeq and is a predicted model, not a curated record. Gene Ontology annotation, cellular component: transcription factor TFIIIC complex. The transcript has a single exon.
GGAAACAUGGCCAAAAAGCGCACGUUGAGCGCGGUGGUGCAGGCGUCGGCGUCGGAAGGGCGACAGGAAUUGAAUGAAGAGACCAAGAGCGACGAUGAGCAUCAUAGAGAUGCCGUAGCUCAGGAUGAUGGCAAUGACGAGACGGAAGACUCGGUGUACAUCUCGGUGGAGCUCACGGACUUUGCCGACUUUCCCAUUCUUGACAAGCACGACGCAUUGGAAAUUGAAAACUUGGAGAGCGACCGACCCAUUCUGCGCAUUGGAGAGUAUGUACUGUAUGGAACGUACGAAGAUGCGCUUGGAACGGACGUGUUCUACGACAUGCACCCACCUGCCAACGCCGAGGACGCAACAACAUCGAGCUCUGCAGCGACAUGCUCGUUUGUCGGAUCUGCCAUGAAGCGCCUCAAGUUUGUCAUUGACCCGAAUGAAAAGCGGCAAUUCCUCCGGAAACCAACUAAAAUUUAACCCGAUCUUGUUUGCAUGAA